GGAAGCUGCGACGCCGAGUUUCACUCAGGCUGCCUCUUCGUUAGAGUGGGAGCUACAGCCGGAGCAGUGCCCAGGCCGAAGCGGAGCUGCAGUCUGAGCGCGGCGGUGUCCUCCGCCCGCCUGCCUCGCUCUCUUCAGUCUCGGUCUCCUGGCAGCACUGGGCAAUGAACCCGAGACUCCAGCCCAGCGUGGUCUGAAGCCGUUGGAGACGACAGGGCGUCCUGGGGAAGAUGGCCAUGGCACCGAGCCCUUCCCUGGCUCAGGUGUACGCCAGCCCGGUGGCAGUGGCCGUGUGGGAGUGGCAGGACGGGCUGGGCACCUGGCACCCCUACAGCGCUGCCGUCUGCAGCUAUAUCGAGCAGCAGUUUGUGCAGCAGAAGGGCCAGCGCUUCGGGCUGGGGAGCCUGGCCCACAGCAUCCCCUUAGGCCAAGCCGACCCCUCGCUGGCUCCUUACAUCAUCGACCUCCCCAGCUGGACGCAGUUCCGCCAGGACACUGGCACCAUGCGGGCCGUGCGGAGACACCUGUUCCCGCAGCACUCGGCCCCUGGCCGGGGCGUCGUCUGGGAGUGGCUGGGUGACGACAACUCCUGGACGGCCUACGAGGCCAGCGUCUGCGACUACUUGGAGCAGCAGGUGGCCCGGGGCAACCAGCUCGUGGACUUGGCGCCCCUGGGGUACAACUACACCAUCAACUAUGCCACCCACACGCAGACCAACAAGACUUCCAACUUCUGCCGGAGUGUGCGGCGCCAGGCGGGGCCCCCGUACCCGGUGACCACCAUCAUUGCCCCGCCGGGCCACACGGGGGUGGCCUGCUCUUGCCAUCAGUGCCUCAGCGGUGGCACCACCGGCCCCGUGUCAGGCCGCUACCGCCACUCCAUGACCAGCCUCCCUGCCUACCCCGUCCCCCAGCCGCCCCACAGGACCGCUCUUGUUUGGGGGGCCCACCAGGCCUUUGCUCCGUACAACAAGCCCUCCCUCUCCGGGGCCAGGUCGGCGCCCAGGCUGAACACCACCAACCCCUGGGCCGGGGCGCCCUCCUCCCUGGGGAACCCGCCCCUCUACCGCUCCAGCCUCUCCCACCUGGCAUCGCAGCACCAGCCCUCAGGACUGUCCGCCACCAGCACAGCCAGUGCCUCCCUGCCCAGCGGUUCGGCGAGCAGCCCCCGGAGCGUCCCCGCCACGGUGCCCGUGCAGAUGCCGAAGCCCAGCCGGGUCCAGCAAGCCCUCGCAGGCAUGACGAGUAUUCUGAUGUCAGCCAUUGGACUCCCUGUGUGUCUUAGCCGCGCACCCCAGCCCGCCAGUCCUCCCGCCUCCUGUCUGGCCUCUAAAAGUCACAGCUCAGUUAAGAGAUUGAGGAAAAUGUCCAUGAAAGGAGGGUCCCCAAAGCCAGAGCCAGAGCAGGUGAUCAGAAACUACACCGAAGAGCUGAAGACAGCCCCAGAGGAGGACUGCAUCAUCUGUAUGGAGAAGCUGUCCGUGGUGUCUGGGUACAGCGACGUGACUGACAGCAAGACCAUCGGGCCCAUGGCCGUGGGCCGCUUGGCCAGGUGCAGCCACACCUUCCACCUGCUCUGCCUGCUGGCCAUGUACUGCAACGGGAACAAGGAUGGAAGCUUGCAGUGUCCCUCCUGCAAAACGAUCUAUGGGGAGAAGACUGGGACCCAGCCCCGGGGGAAGAUGGAGGUGUUCACGUUUCAGAUGUCCCUCCCCGGCCACGAGGACUGCGGGACGAUCCUCAUAGUCUACAACAUUCCCCACGGCAUUCAGGGCCCUGAACACCCCAACCCUGGAAAGCCCUUCACUGCCAGAGGGUUUCCCCGCCAGUGCUACCUUCCCGACAACGCCCAGGGCCGCAAGGUCCUGGAGCUGCUGAAGGUGGCCUGGAAGAGGCGCCUUAUCUUCACAGUAGGGACGUCCAGCACCACCGGGGAGACGGACACGGUGGUGUGGAACGAGAUCCACCACAAGACUGAGAUGGACCGCAACGUGACAGGCCACGGCUACCCCGACCCCAACUACCUGCAGAACGUGCUGGCCGAGCUGGCCGCCCAGGGGGUGACUGAGGACUGCCUGGAGCAGCAGUGACCCGUGGCCUGGCCGGCCCGGCUUCGCCCACCACAACGGCAGGCGGGAAGGUGCCUUUCCUCAGAGGCUGGGAUGUUUGUCAGGGACACCAGCGGGCUCCCCAUGCCCGCCUGUCCCCUUCUCUGUGCCCGCCAGGCCUGGGUCUCUGUGGGAACCGGGCGAGCCUGGGAGUCACAUGUGUGGGGGCUUCGGAUGCCGCUACCUCAGUGUGUGGGCCCCUCCGUCCUCGGCGGGCUGCAUGGGGCCCUCAGUGUCCGGGGUGAGGAGAGGCUGCCUACUGUGUGUGCCACCGGGGCGGGCCUGGGUCUGGGUCAGCUUCUUAUACCUCAGAUGUUCUGUUUGCAAUAAAUGCCCUAAAGCCAAA
Messenger RNA from Dama dama (fallow deer), 2454 nucleotides. It is a transcript of the gene DTX2, whose product is annotated as deltex E3 ubiquitin ligase 2. Lineage: Eukaryota; Metazoa; Chordata; Mammalia; Artiodactyla; Cervidae. The record is from RefSeq and is a predicted model, not a curated record. The transcript has 10 exons. Gene Ontology annotation, molecular function: ubiquitin protein ligase activity; zinc ion binding. Bases 231 to 2090 code for a protein of 619 amino acids. Gene Ontology annotation, biological process: Notch signaling pathway; protein ubiquitination. Gene Ontology annotation, cellular component: nucleoplasm.